GGGCCGCCGUGGCCCCCGCCCCUCCCAUGCCUGAGGGAGGAGCCGCGGGACUGGGCGCAGCUGCUGAGCGUGGCUAUAGCGUAGCAGGCCUGCAGCAUGGGGAAGAUCGGGCUGCAGCUGAAAGCGACGCUGGAGAAUGUUACCAACCUCAGGCCGGUGGGGGAAGACUUUCGCUGGUACUUGAAGAUGAAAUGUGGGAACUGCAGUGAGAUUUCUGAAAAAUGGCAAUAUCUGCGAUUAAUGGACAGUGCUCCUCUUAAGGGAGGCAGAGGGAGUGCCACUAUGGUGCAGAAAUGCAAGCUGUGUUCCAGAGAGAAUUCCAUUGAUAUUUUAAGAGACACAAUCAAGCCUUAUAAUGCUGAAGACAGUGAGAAGUUUAAGACAAUCGUGGAGUUUGAGUGCCGGGGUCUUGAGCCAGUUGACUUUCAACCACAGGCUGGGUUUGCUGCUGAAGGUGCAGAGUCUGGCACACCUUUUAAUGAAAUAAACUUGCUGGAAAAGAAGGCUUUUCCCCAGACCUACACCUCACCUGCUCCAGGAAAUCAUCAUUCACCAACAGCGAAGUAAAUGCAGCACAUAACGUAACGUCCUGGCUUCUAGCAGCAGCCUGCAUGCAAAUAAAAAGACCUGCUAUGUAUCAAUAGACAUGUGUUUUUUAGAAGUAUAAGGAUGUUUUCUCCCUGGUUCUUGUGAUAGAUUCUAUAUGUAAGAAAUUGCCUCUUGUGUUUACUACUUGCACUAACACUUUUUGAUACAGAAAAGAACUGGUGGGCUCGAUAUUACACAGAAAAACCUGAAAGCAACUAAACUUGUGGUACUAUUAAUUUUAUCAGUGACAGUCUAGCAUCAUGCAUUUAGAAUAUUCUAUUGUCCCACAUUUUGGAACUGUACACACAGCAAUAGACAAAACCCAUCAGUUUCACUUUUUGUGCUAUUUUGAACAGAUGGCAGCUGAGAUAGAAACAACUGGGCUGCGUCUAGACUGGCAAUGUUUACCGCAAAAGCAGCCGCUUUUGUGCAAAAACUUGCCAGCUGUCUACACUGGACGC
Pelodiscus sinensis (Chinese soft-shelled turtle) is the source of this 1049-nucleotide messenger RNA. Lineage: Eukaryota; Metazoa; Chordata; Testudines; Trionychidae. The record is from RefSeq and is a predicted model, not a curated record.